Cornus florida is the source of this 663-nucleotide messenger RNA. RefSeq lists its product as uncharacterized. NCBI's taxonomy places the organism in Eukaryota, Viridiplantae, Streptophyta, Magnoliopsida, Cornales, Cornaceae. Bases 1 to 663 code for a protein of 220 amino acids. The record is from RefSeq and is a predicted model, not a curated record. The transcript is spliced from 2 exons.
AUGGCUUCAUCGUCACGAGAUAUACCCGUUUUUGAGUCUAUGUCUCCAUUAAAUUCGUCAGAUUCAGAUGGGGAAGAUAUUUUUGAAAUCCAUCGAAAAAGGAUGAACGAUGUGAGGAUAUUAUUAUCGCCUGAUAGGGUGCGAGCAUUCUUUCAACCUCGUAAGAGAAAAUAUAUUAAACGUGAUCGAGAGGAGGCAGCACAACGGCUAUUCCGAGAUUACUUUGCUGAAAAUCCUAUUUAUCCACCAAACAUAUUUCGUAGAAGGUUUCGGAUGCGACGAGAGUUGUUUCUUCGCAUUUUGAACGGUGUUAUAACAUAUGACGAAUGGUUCAUCCAGAAACCAGAUGCCCUCGGUCCUGAUCUUUAUGACGAGUAUAUAAAGAUUUCUGAGCGCAUUGCGAUCGAAAGCUUGAAGAGGUUUUGUGAUGCUAUAAUUGUUGUGUAUGCGGAGCAGUACCAAUGCUCACCAAAUGCAGACGACAUUGCAAGUCUGCUUCGAGAAGGGGAAAAAAGAGGUUUUCCAGUUAUGCUUGGCUCUAUAGAUUGUAUGCAUUGGGAAUGGAAAAACUGCCCCGCAGCAUGGCAUGGUAUGGCACGCACACGGGGAAGAAACCAUAAACCUACCCUCAUAUUGGAGGCCGUUGUAUCGAAAAAUCUGUAG